AUGAGGGUGACUUUACUAAUUGCCAAAAGUAAGGUCAACCCAAUCAAAAAUAAAAAGACGCUGCCAAAAUUGGAGCUGUGUGGUGCACAUCUGUUGGCGAGAUUGUUGAAUAGGGCAGAGAAAAUCAUAGGAAGAGAGACGAACGUGUUUGCAUGGACUGAUUCAACAAUCACACUGGGGUGGAUCCAAAAUAAUCGUAGCAAGGACAAAUUCAUUAAGAAUAAGGUGCAGGAUAUAAAUGUGCUUGUACCAACAGCAACAUGGAGAUAUGUUGGCACAAAGGAAAAUCCAGCAGAUAUUGCAUCAAGAGGUAUUCAACCACAUCGGCUAAUGGACUAUAAGCUAUGGUGGAAUGGUCCUGAAUGGUUGCGGGAGCCUUCAAGUCAUUGGCCUGAACUACCACAGAGGACUGCAGUGAUAGCAUCGACGAUGGUAACAACAGAAGUAAAUUUUUUGGAUGAUAUAAUGACGAGAUACUCCAGGUUUUCUAAAAUGCGGCGUGUAGUGGCAUACGUCAUUCGAUUUAUUGAGAGGACAAGGAAUAAAAUCAAAAUUUCUGGUGGUUUAGCUGUCCAUGAACUUAUAGAAGCUGAAGAACAUAUACUAUCACGUCAUCAGCAAGUUAUGUUUUCUAAAGAAAUUAUAUCUUUAAAAAGAGGAUCUUUAAUUGAUCGAGGCAGCCGUAUAGUGGGACUACAUCCUUUCUUAGACAGAAGAGGCAUACUUCGAGUUGGUGGUCGACUGCAAAAUGCAAAUAUGUCCUUCAAUCAAAAACAUCCAAUUGUAUUGAAUAAAUCGAAUCUGACAGCCGCAAUAGUGCGAUCGUUUCAUCUGGCAACUUUACAUGGAGGAAACAGAUUGACCGAAACAUCCACAAAACGCAAAUAUUGGAUUAUUGGCUUGAAAGCAGCGAUAAAAAAGUGUAUACGAUCGUGUCCAAGAUGUAUACGGUACAAACAAGAGACAGCGAAGCAGAUAAUGGGUAACUUGCCAGAUUCGAGGGUUACAGCGAUGCAACCUUUCUUAUAUACAGGAGUGGACUACGCUGGACCUAUAUGGAUGAAGUGCUCCAGAAACAGAGGACAAAAGUGUUUUAAAGGAUACAUUGCUAUAUUUGUCUGCAUGUCAACAAAAGCAAUUCAUCUGGAAGCUGUGAGCGAUUUGUCCACAUCAGCAUUUUUGGCAGCCUUGAAACGGUUCUUUUCCAGAAGAGGAAAGAGUGCAGCGACAAUGGGACAAAUUUUGUUGGAGCGAAAAAUAGACUUGAUGCGGACUAUAAAGCUGUUAUUCAAAGAAAUCGAGACGUGA
Stomoxys calcitrans (stable fly) is the source of this 1308-nucleotide messenger RNA. RefSeq lists its product as uncharacterized. The transcript has a single exon. Bases 1 to 1308 code for a protein of 435 amino acids. The record is from RefSeq and is a predicted model, not a curated record. Lineage: Eukaryota; Metazoa; Arthropoda; Insecta; Diptera; Muscidae. Gene Ontology annotation, molecular function: nucleic acid binding.